CAUCAAUUUGCCAACAUUGAAUACAUUGUGGAACUGAUUUAACGUUGACGCCAAUUAGUCCGUGCGGAAAUUUACAGUAAGCGCAACCAAAUAUAAUCAUGUCGCGAGUUUUGGUUGGAGUUAAGCGUGUAAUCGACUAUGCUGUAAAGAUACGCGUAAAACCGGACAAGUCCGGUGUGGUCACCGAGGGCGUGAAGCAUUCGAUGAAUCCGUUCGAUGAAAUUGCGGUAGAAGAGGCGGUAAAAUUGAAGGAGAAAAAGAUCGCCUCCGAAGUGGUAGCCGUGUCAGUUGGUCCGGCUCAAUCGCAGGAAGUACUUCGUACCGCACUGGCCAUGGGUGCUGACCGUGGCAUUCACGUCGAGGUGGCGGGCAAGGAGUUUGAUUUGUUGCAGCCGAUUCAUGUGUCGAAAAUAUUGGCCAAGCUUGCACAGGACGAGAAGGCGGAUUUGGUGAUACUCGGCAAGCAGGCCAUCGAUGACGAUUGCAACCAGACUGCACAGAUGACUGCCGCUGUGUUGGACUGGCCGCAGGCCACCUUUGCCUCCAAGAUCGACAAGGACGGCGACAGUCUGACGGUGGUGCGGGAGGUAGAUGGUGGCUUGGAAACGAUCAAGGCCAAAAUGCCGGCCGUAGUUAGCGCUGAUCUGCGCCUCAAUACGCCGCGCUACGCGACCCUUCCUAACAUUAUGAAAGCCAAGAAAAAGCCGAUUAAGAAAUUAGCACCGAAAGACUUAGGAGUAGACACAACGCCCCGCAUCGAAAUUGUUUCCGUCGAGGAUCCACCUGUCAGACAGGCGGGAUCCGUACUGCCCGAUGUUGAUACCUUGCUGACCAAACUUCGCGACGGCGGUCACAUUAAGUAGGACCCACUUUAUGGGA
Anopheles maculipalpis is the source of this 879-nucleotide messenger RNA. It is a transcript of the gene Etfb, whose product is annotated as electron transfer flavoprotein subunit beta. Gene Ontology annotation, cellular component: cytosol. Lineage: Eukaryota; Metazoa; Arthropoda; Insecta; Diptera; Culicidae. Gene Ontology annotation, molecular function: electron transfer activity. The coding region runs from base 99 to 863 and encodes 254 amino acids. The transcript has 2 exons. The record is from RefSeq and is a predicted model, not a curated record.